Symbiodinium sp. CCMP2592 is the source of this 963-nucleotide messenger RNA. Lineage: Eukaryota; Dinophyceae; Suessiales; Symbiodiniaceae. The record is from the annotation of a GenBank genome assembly.
AUGGCUUCAGGUGACGACCUACCUCCUGCCAUCCGUGCAAAGGCUGAGUACGGUGAGCUUCUGGACCUUUUCAUUGCUGCCGGUGGAUGUUGGGCGGACUGCAGCUUGGUGCAAAACUCAGUCAGUGCAGAGAACCGCCUAAUUUCUGGUGGCCAAAAGUACAAACGCUUCAAAGACAUCGUCGCUGAAGAAGGUGAAGAUCAUGCUAAGAGCUUGAGGGACAUGAAGAAGGAGCAGCAAGCUAAGCAAGGGGAUCUUCAUCCUGGAGUUCCGUUUUGGUACUGCCACCCAGACUGGCCUACGAGCCCUGACAUGGAGUUGUUUCUCUGCUUUGAUGAAGCCAAAGUGAACUCAUCAAAUGCUACAUCGACAAGUACGCAGCAGCAAACUUCCAUGGCAAUCGAUGGCAAUCUUGCGAGUGAUCUCCGGUUUGCGGCUCCGACGCUGGCGGUGGAUCCAACAGGCAGUGGCAGGGCAUUGCAGCCGACGCAGAGCAUGGAGAGCCUGCCGGAUUCGAUGAAUCCCAAAGGGAAAGGAAAAAACAAAGGAAGGAGCCGCAAGGGGGAUGAUGAAGAGAACCCUAACCCACCGAAGAAGACAGCGAAGCCUAACUUUACGGGGAAAGCCAAUGCCAAAGUGAAGAAUGGUCGCACCACCAAUACGGAGGCGAAAUUCUGGCUACGCAAAAUCCAGGCUGACAAGAACCAGUCGGAGGAUGGCAAGCGCAAAGUGUCAAAGGAGCUGGCUGAUGGCUACCUGUCACAGAUCACUCUCUACCAGGGCCCUGUGGAUAUCGCCACUGAUGCCCUCGACAUGAAGUUGAUCGAAGGGGCCAAAGAUGAAGCUUCGCUGAAGCCGCUCAUGGAGGCCUUGGAUGCGGCUUUGGAGGACUUUGCUACAGCCUUGCGGCCGAUCAAAGCCAUCUUUGCAACUUUGUUGCACUCAUAUUCUGAAUGUACAUAG